AUGGCUGGCAUUCAUCAGUCAACGGACGAUUUUGGCGGACGAGAGCACGGCCUCCAUUUUACAAACGAUGUUUGGAACAAUACAAUUACCAACGGAGACGAAUUCAUCUUGCACUGGAACGAGACAAUCGACGCAAAACUGGGCACAUUGGGCUUGUUCAAGGUCACGUACCCGAGCGACGGCGUGGUGGUAUAUGAGGUCGCGCAAAACAUCACGAGCCUCCAGCCGACAUAUUGCAAGUGGAGACCUGAGAGUUUAGGAGAUGGCCUGUACUCAUUCUGGCUUGCAAGUGAUCGUGUUUCCAAUGCGAGCUUCGCUAUUUCGCCGCCUUGGACCGCGAAGCAACCGAAAGUCCGCAGCUUUACCUGGGCGGCACCAUUCCUCGUGCCGAUAUGCUUGCUACUGUUUCUGUACUUUGCGUGCGUGGCCACGUGCCUGCUUUACAGAAGGCGCAGGACAGCAAAGCGACAAAGAGAAGCGGCUGCCCGUGCUGCCAAGCGACGACGCGCCAUCUCGGCAUCAGAAAAUGAUGCCGAAGAAUCCUACAUGAUGUCGAGACGACGUGACAACCGACAAGACUCUGUCGAUUCCAACAUGACGCUGGAACCACUUGAGCCGCCGGAGGACGUGUUAACAAAGCAGGGUGUAUGGCUACCUACAACGACAACAUCCUCAAAUGCGGGCUCUGAAGACACGGUCGUGUCGGAGAGCUCCCAAAUGGCAGAGCGAAGGGCUGCACAUAAGAAAGCUCUCGCCGAGUCGGCUGUGCGAUUUGUGCGAACAGCGCCAUAG
This is a messenger RNA of Cordyceps militaris CM01, 792 nucleotides long. RefSeq lists its product as uncharacterized. Lineage: Eukaryota; Fungi; Ascomycota; Sordariomycetes; Hypocreales; Cordycipitaceae. The transcript has 3 exons. Bases 1 to 792 code for a protein of 263 amino acids. The record is from RefSeq and is a predicted model, not a curated record.